AUGUUCACGCCUGCUGCCUUUAUUACUCUUUUGACUGCCCUUUCUGGCGUCACUGCUCUGCCUUUCAGCGAGCUUGUCGGGAUCCUUCCCAGGGAUAUUGCCCACAUCGCUGUAGACGAGGCCCGUGGACACUAUCUCGCCUUCAAGCGGGAUGGUUCUCUCUACGGUAGAUAUCCUGUCGAUGCCGAGUCCAAUGGUCUCGAGCGCCGUGCCGCCAGUCAAUGUGGGCAGCUCUCAGUCGAUGAAGCCAAAACACUGCCGGGAUGGAAUGCCAUUGAGCAGUACGCCAACAAUAACUGGGGCGAUGGCUCCCGCACCGUUGUUACGAACCCUAGCGAUUACGUCGACAGCCCUGCCCAGGUCUGCAUUACCGACGACGUUGUCGAGCUCAGUUUCUCCGGUGACCCGGUCUGCCAGACGCACACUACCACUUCUGCGGGUAGCCUUGUUGGUACCGAGGGUGAAGUCGACAUCGAAGUCGACCAAGGCUUCAACACUGAUACUUCUUACACCGUCACUACUGCUUCAACUAUUGGCGUUUCCGACACGCUCUCCGUCAAAGUUGGCGUUCCAGAAGUAGCAGAGGUCACUGAGGCCCUGACCAUCUCUACCGAAGUUACGGAUACCACUUCGAGCACCUUCGACGUGUCCUACAAUGACGUGAGUAAAGUUACUAUCAAGAUGACUGCUCCAGAGGGCAAGACUUGCACUGCUACGACUAGUACCAAGACUUGUAACAUCCAAGCCACUGGAAACAUCCGUUAUCUCGCAAGUGGAUGGGUUUGGUUCAACUACGACGACGAGACUGAUGGUCACUACAAAUGGGCUGUUAGCAUCGAGGCGGUCCUCACGAACCAGGAUGACCGCUCCAGCUUCGCCGAGUUCAAGGGCUCUAUGGCUGCGAAUACUCAGACCAGUUACGCGGGCACCUGCGUUUAAACGCGUCUCCAUGAUUCCAAAAUUUAAGCUUUAAGACUUCAGCUUUAUACGGGCUUUAUAUGCAUUUUUUUUUCUUUUUAAAUUCAGGCAUUGAUAUAUAUUACUUUAUUCUUCUUCUAGCUCGUAUACCAUUACUUUUUACCGUUCACAAUACAUGGGCUUUCCUGCGUCGUUAUCGGACGCAGGCUUUACAUCGGGGCCGAAAGCUUCUGACAAGUGAAUUACCGAGCAAACUCAU
Messenger RNA from Desarmillaria tabescens, 1177 nucleotides. RefSeq lists its product as uncharacterized. The record is from RefSeq and is a predicted model, not a curated record. Bases 1 to 939 code for a protein of 312 amino acids. The transcript is spliced from 9 exons. Lineage: Eukaryota; Fungi; Basidiomycota; Agaricomycetes; Agaricales; Physalacriaceae.